Molecule: messenger RNA, 2994 nt
Organism: Arctia plantaginis
Lineage: Eukaryota; Metazoa; Arthropoda; Insecta; Lepidoptera; Erebidae
Source: the annotation of a GenBank genome assembly
AUGACUAUUAUAGUUUUCUUAAUAGAUACUUCAGCUUCUAUGACCCAAAGAGCUUAUUUGGGCGGACGCCCAACGUUGCUCGAUGUAGCCAAGGGCGCUGUGGAAACGUUCGUAAAGGUUCGUCAACGGUCGCCUGAAAGCAGAGGCGACAGGUAUAUGCUUCUAACUUUCGAAGAACCACCCGCGAAUAUCAAGGCUGGUUGGAAGGAAAAUCUAGCAACAUUUAUGAAUGAGCUUAAGAAUUUGCAAUGUCUGGGAUUUACAACAAUUGGUGCUGCAUUAAAGCAUGCCUUUGAUGUACUGAAUAUAAACCGCAUGCAGACUGGUAUUGAUACCUAUGGACAAGGGAGAUGUCCAUUCUACCUUGAACCAUCUGUAAUUGUUGUUAUUACUGAUGGAGGAAAAUUAACAAGUAUUGCUGGUAUCCAGGAAGAAUUCAAUUUGCCGAUGAACUGCCCUAUACCAGGCUCUGAGUUAACUCGUGAGCCUUUUCGAUGGGACCAAAGACUAUUUUCACUGGUGCUGAGACUCGCAGGGACGCCUGCUGCGGAGAGGGACACUGGCCUCGUGCCCUCUGACUCGUCGCCUAUCGAUGCAAUGUGCGAAGUGACUGGUGGUCGUUCAUACUGCAUUACAUCGCACCGCAUGUUGAUGCAGUGCAUUGAUAGUCUAGUGCAGAAAGUGCAGAGCGGUGUAGUGAUUAACUUUGAAAAAAUUGGCCCCGAUCCACCGCCUAUCGACGGCGCUAAUAACAAAGAUGGAAGCGAACUAGACGACAAUAAUCAUGAAGGUGAAAAGGAAGUUGAUGGUGACGGUGAUAGGAACGGACGUUGGAACAGCGGACAGUAUCAAAACCAGAUCCAAGGCCCCAGCGCCCCGCAGGCGUGGCAUUCGUGUCGAAGGCUCAUCUACGUUCCGCGGACGGUCGCGCAGAAAGGCUUCGCUGUCGGCUUCUGGCCGAUACCCGAGUCUUUCCGAUCGGACCCUACCGCGCAAACAUUGCCACCUCGUUCUGCUCAUCCAGUUGUGAAGUUCACUUGUUCAAGCCAGGAGCCUAUGGUGAUUGACAACCUGCCAUUUGACAAGUACGAAUUGGAGCCUAGUCCGCUCACGCAGUUCAUAUUGGCGAGGAAACAGCCUACUGUCUGUUGGCAGGUUUUUGUUGCCAACAGUGGUUGCAAGAACUCCGAGAUUAGUCAUCCAUUUGGCUAUUUAAAAGCAUCUACAAACUUGACAUGUGUGAACUUGUUUGUAUUGCCGUACAACUACCCUAUGUUGCUGCCUCUUCUUGAUGACUUGUUUAAAGUGCACCGCUGCAAACCUACUCCGGAAUGGAAGCUAGCUUUUCAACAUUAUCUUGACAGAAUGCCUUCUUAUUAUGUUGCGCCUCUUCGCAGAGCCUUAACAAAAAUGGGUGCAUCUGCUCAAUUGCUUCAAAGUUUGGUACCUGACUCUCAAGACAAUUCACUUAGUUUCUCUGUACUGAACUAUUUGAAAAGACUGAAAAAUCAAGCCAAGGUAGAAUUUGAGAAACUAUGUGCUGACGUUAUCAAUAAAUCUGCCAGUAACAACAACCAAAAGGGUUCCGAGAGUGUUCGAGUAAUGUCGCGGUCCCCUCUACGAAAAGAUCUUACGACUCAUCCAUGUCUUCAAGGCAAGUUUUCGGCGCUUCGAGAUCAGUUGAAUGAAUUUGGCGGCUUCAUUGUAGCAUUGUCGCGAGACAGGCAUAAGGCACAAGCUCACACCUAUCGAAACCCUUUCGAUAUACAAAGGAGAGAUCUCCUGGAUCAGGCGGUGCGUAUGCGCGCAAAUUUUCUUCAACCCUCUCUCGCCCACACGCGGUUGGUGGACGAAGACAGCGUGCAUUCAAUGGCUGUAGCACAAAUGGGCAAUUAUCAGGAGUACUUAAAACGAAUGACGCCUCUACUUCGCGAGAUAGAGUCCCAGCCGGUUAGGCAACACAUGUUCGGCAACCCGUUCAAGAUAGACAAGCGAAUGAUGGUCGACGAGGCGGACCUAGACCCGGUGGGAGCAGUGCGGAGCGGCGGAGGGGGUGCGGGCGGUAAGCGCGGGGCGGAGGCGACCCGCGCCGGGCCUCCGAAACGCAAAGCCGGCCCUCUGCCGCACCACAUCGUCGCCCGCCGGCCUUCCGAGCCCCCCGACUCUCCGCUCUCGCCGCCCGCGUCCCCCGCGCCCGCGCCCUCCCCGGCCGCCAGCCCGCUGCCCGCGCCGCCCGCCCCGCCCGCGCCGCUGGCCCCGCUGUCGCCCGUGUCACCCGUAGCUUCGCGCCGGCCCGCCUCGCCCCUGUCGCCCGCUCCCACGGAUCUACCGUCAGGACGACCGCCUGAGGAGCCGCCGAAUGUGGAGAGCGUGGGCCCGGCGAGCCCCGCGCCGUCACCGCCCCCCUCCCCCUCCCCCUCCCCGCCUGCGCUUGCGCCCCCCAACCUGCCGCCCGUCGUCAAACCAUUCCUGAACGGAGAUGCCUACACGACAAUGGGCAGUAAAAUGUCGCGGUCGCCGUCUCCGCCCGGCGAGUUGAUUCCCGUCGCGCACGACUCGCAGGAGCUGCAGAUCAACGCCAUAUUGCAGGGGGUCGCCGCUGAGAAUAAUUCUAAUGCACGAGGCAGGAAACGGAAACGAAAGAACGACAAACAACAGCUUCAGUUGACCCUACCGCCGCAACUCACACGCAAGGAGAUCGCAGAGAUCAAAAAACACAAUCUUGAAGUGCGACAAGAAGUGUACCGCGCGGUUCGACGACCUGGGAGAGAUUUUACGAAACUGUUUGAAUCUUUAAAACAAUUACAAGGUAGUGUGGAAGUGAAAAAAGAGGUGAUACGUGACGUUAUAAACGAGUCGUUAAGGUUCAAGCGAAGGGCUCUAGCUAAGUUGUUGGAAGACUUUUUAACGGGUUUAGAGAAAAACGGGAGUAGUGCCUCAAUGACUAUCAAAAGAAAUAAUUCGGUGUAUAUUAACACUAAUAAUCACAGCUAG